Molecule: messenger RNA, 1271 nt
Organism: Carica papaya (papaya)
Lineage: Eukaryota; Viridiplantae; Streptophyta; Magnoliopsida; Brassicales; Caricaceae
Product: RNA-binding CRS1 / YhbY (CRM) domain protein
Cellular component (GO): chloroplast
Molecular function (GO): RNA binding
Source: RefSeq, a predicted model, not a curated record
GACAGAACCCAGAAUCGACAAACUGUAGCAAUGGCGGUAGUGUCUGUAUCGGCUUCGCCAUUCUCGUCCGUUCACCUUCUCCAGCAUCUACUCAGACACCCAAAGCCACCACCACCUCUUUCUUUGCUCUUCAGACCCACUUGCAGCUCUUCCAUUAAAAACACCACAACUCGACUCAAUUUUAAACCAUCCGCUAACAAAAUCGCUAAAUUUGCUUCUCCUCUAUUCUGUCAAUCUCUUUCUUCUUCCUUCAAUUCCCUCCCCCCUACUAAAUCCUCCCUCCAUUUCUUAUCUUCUCCAAACAAACAAGAGGUGGAGGAAGUGGAGAUUGAAGAGGAAGAAGAAGGAGAAGAAGACGAAGAUGAAGAUUUCCAGGUGGCGAAUAAUGUUGUUGAUAAUCUGCAAAUGUGUAACAGAAACAAUGGAGGAAGAGUGAUAAAGUUGCCGACUUUGACGGUGAAAGAGAAGAAAGAUCUGGCGUCUUAUGCGCACAGUUUGGGGAAAAAGCUCAAGUGCCAGCUCGUCGGAAAAUCAGGUGUCACGGAUACUGUUAUUUCGUCUUUCGAUGAAACUCUGGAGAAAAAUGAGCUUCUCAAGAUCAAAAUACACCGGACUUGCCCGGGUGAGUUAGAGGAUGUGGUGAAGAAUUUGGAGGAAGAGACAGGUUCUGUAGUAGUUGGUCAAAUUGGUAGGACUGUGAUUGUGUACAGACCCAGUAUCACCAAAUUGAAGGCGGAAGAGAAAAAGAAACAGGCUGCCAGAGUUUUCAUGAGAAAACAAUCAAGAUUCAGACCUGCAUCAUCAGCAAGGAACCCGGAGAAAAUUGAGAAGAGAGGCCAAACAACAAGAUUAUAUGGACGAGGACGGAGAGGAGCCAGCAGAGUCUGAAUUCUUUCCGGGAAUCUUUGCUAUGAAGUGUUGAAAGGAGCUUCGAGGAUUGAAGUAACAUAUUUCUUUUGCUGUACUCAACUAUCGGCCUUGUCCCGGAUGACCUCUAAAGUAUAUAUUCAUCUGCUGGGCUUCGAUAAGGCAUUAUGUCUGGCUGCAGAAAAUUAAGUUGUUGCAUUUAGGCAUGGCAAGUUUGAUUGAGUAGGUGAAAGCUAAAGGGGCUGUUUGUGUAGUAUUGGCUUGCUUUGAAACAGAAAAUAAUAGUUAGGAUUAGAUGCCAAUCUAUAGAUGUUCUUUUGGUUGAAAUAUUUACCCAAAACCCUAAUUCCCCUUCUGUAAUCUUUUGAGUGAAAAUCUUGAAUCAAGUGAACUUAUUUUUGCAA